CCGGGACGGGGACAAUGGCGGCGGCGGCGGCGUCUCCUCCGAGCCCGCGGCGGGGCCCCUGCGCUGCUACUCUGCUCCGCUGGGCGACUUCGGCGGCGGCGGCCGGGCAGCUGCUGCUCCUGCUGCUCCUCCCUGAGGCGACGACGGCUCUAGAGUGUUACUGUCUUGUUUGUACAAAAGAGAACUUUACAUGCACAACAGAUGGACUUUGCUUUACUUCUGUAACACGGAACGGAGAGAAAAUAACACGCAAUAGCAUGUGUGUGGCACAAGUUGAUCUGAUUCCCAGAGACAGGCCAUUUAUUUGUGCCACCUCAACAAGUGAAGGAGUUAUUACUGUGCCACAUUGCUGUGAUAGAGACCUCUGCAAUAAAAUAGAGCUACCGAUUCCAACCCCAGGUCCCCUCCCAAGGAAGCUGCCUUCUAAUUUAGGACCAGUGGAAUUGGCUGCUGUCAUUGCUGGACCUGUUUGUUUUGUUUGCAUUUCACUUAUGUUGAUUUUGUAUAUCUGCCAUAAUCGUGCCGUCAUACACCAUCGUGUUCCAAGUGAAGAAGAUCCUUCUAUGGAUCGUCCUCCAUUUAUAUCUGAGGGAACAACUUUAAAAGAUUUAAUUUAUGACAUGACGACUUCAGGCUCAGGUUCAGGUUUACCUUUACUUGUUCAAAGAACAAUUGCAAGAACAAUUGUACUUCAGGAAAGUAUUGGAAAGGGUCGAUUUGGAGAAGUCUGGCGUGGAAAAUGGAGAGGAGAAGAAGUUGCAGUGAAAAUUUUCUCCUCAAGAGAAGAACGUUCAUGGUUUCGUGAAGCAGAAAUCUACCAAACCGUUAUGUUACGUCAUGAAAAUAUUCUUGGGUUCAUAGCUGCAGACAAUAAAGAUAAUGGUACAUGGACACAGCUGUGGCUGGUGUCAGAUUAUCAUGAGCAUGGCUCUCUCUUCGAUUACCUAAACAGGUAUACCGUUACUGUGGAAGGAAUGAUAAAACUAGCUUUGUCUACUGCCAGUGGACUUGCACAUCUUCACAUGGAGAUUGUUGGCACUCAAGGAAAACCAGCUAUAGCUCAUAGAGACCUGAAAUCAAAGAACAUAUUAGUAAAGAAAAAUGGUACCUGUUGUAUUGCAGAUUUAGGCCUGGCAGUAAGACAUGAUUCAGCUACAGACACAAUAGAUAUUGCACCAAACCACAGGGUGGGAACAAAAAGGUACAUGGCUCCUGAAGUACUUGAUGAUUCCAUAAACAUGAAGCAUUUUGAGUCUUUCAAAAGAGCAGAUAUUUAUGCAAUGGGAUUAGUGUUCUGGGAAAUAGCUCGGCGAUGUUCAAUUGGUGGAAUUCAUGAAGAUUACCAACUACCAUAUUAUGACCUGGUUCCUUCUGAUCCUUCAGUUGAAGAAAUGAGGAAAGUUGUUUGUGAACAGAAACUUCGACCCAAUAUUCCUAACCGAUGGCAGAGCUGUGAGGCCUUGCGAGUAAUGGCCAAAAUUAUGCGGGAAUGUUGGUAUGCCAAUGGUGCAGCAAGGCUAACAGCUUUACGCAUAAAGAAAACACUGUCACAGCUCAGUCAGCAAGAAGGCAUAAAAAUGUAAUCGUGGAGGUGUUACUGAAGGAGACUUUUAAAGGACCAUAUCUGCACCUAAUUUGUGCAUUAAGAAGGCUAAUUGUUCUACCUCACUGGGGGAACAGAAGGAUAUUCCUGCCUUUUGUACAAAAUAGGAAGAUCAGUUAUUAGCCCAGGAUUUCUAUAGAUGCAGUAAAACUUUGUACAGCUCCCUACCUUGCACUACGGACUCCUCUUUCCCAGGACACUUCCGCUUCAGUAAAACAUAAAUUGGUUUUCCAAGGAUUAACGCUGGUCCCUGUUUCGUUGAGAACAUGAAGACGAUGCUCGUGCACACUAUCGCACUGAAGGAUAUCUUGAAAGUUUUUAAAGCUAUUUGCUUUGUUCAUGAUGGCACACUAUAUUCUGAACCACUCUUGGCUUAUUCUUAUCAGAUUGUGUAGUUUUUUGGCUACUAGGACACUUACUGUUGGACGUAUUUAUCAGGAUUUGAAGACAUUACCUCAUCCACUCUGGAAGAACAUAUACAACAUAUGCAGUUAUAUUUUGUAUUUCUGUUGUUUUGCUUCAGAACAUUACAUGCCUUCAAAAUAGAUUGUACUGUACCAGGAAGUGCCACUUUUCAAUUUUUGUAAUGCACUUCAGUAGGUAUAUGCAAAGCCUUUGGUGCUUGUAGAAUGAUAAAAUAUAUCUUAACUAAAAGGGAAUUUUAUACUACAUUUGGAAUUCUUUUUACCAAAACCUCUUAAUUCUGAAGACUAGGAAUUUUAAGUAUAUAAAUUAAUUCUGUGCUGUUAUUAAAGUUGUGCAUCACAAUGAAUUGUGGUGUCAAAAGUGGCACUUAACUUUUAAUGACCCGUAAAGAGUACUUCAAGAUUCUUUUAAAAUUUGAUAUGAGGGCUUAAUCCAAGAAAAUAAAUUUUAGCACUCUAAUAUUAUCUGGGGCGGGGGGAUUUUUUUUCUGCACAGACCCUUACCCAUUCAAAGAACAGCGCUCUUUACUAAAGUGUCACCUGUUUCCCUGCUUCUUGAAGGGUAAUCCAUGUGUAAAAACAUUGCAUUUGGGUAGCCUUAUUGUAUGCAGUCCUUGUGUGCAAAGCAGUAGACUUUCCCUAGCAUCUGUAGCUGUUGUGUGAUCUUGCUGGUCAGGUCAGUAUGUGCUUUCUUAACAGAUGGUUGGCACUAUUGGCUCUGACCUCACCAAUUGUAUAUAUCUGGAGAUGUGUAAGGACUGAAUCUAGGUCCCCACGCUCCUAAAAUGUGGUGCCAUUGGACUUCUCCAUGCAGGCCAACUCCUGUUUGGUGACAAGAGCUUCACAUGUGGAAGUAUUUGCACAGCUUGUGGCUCGCCUUGAAAGUCACUGCUUUGAAACCUCCAUCUAUUAUUAUUACUAAAUCACAGUUGGAUAGUAAUAUACCAUUUGUUUUCCGGUGCAUACAGGUAGCUGUAAAAUUUGCUGCUGGAUGUAAAAUACUGUUACAUCUACAAUACUGAAAAACUGUGCUUGCGUUUUAAGGUGUAUUUUGGGUUUCAUUUAUGUAAAUCUUAUAUCUGGUGCACAAAUCAAAUUUCUAUUAAUGCAUCUUCAAGCUAGUUACAUUUAUGAAGAACCAUGAAAAACUAAAAUCUUUUUUAAAAAAUACUUUUGAUUUCCAUAAAAGUUAAAAUAAGCUAGCAAGCAAAAACUACCUAUUUAAGUUUGUCUUUCUUCAAUGCAGACAUAAUUGAAAAGGUGAAGACUUUGCCCACCUGCAAUUUUUUACAGUGAUGUAGAAUGAAAAUAAUAUUGGUUAGCUGUACUGGCAGCCCCCCGUUUUGUGCACAUUUGUGAAAUUGCGUAUAAUUGAAACCCAUUGAGAAAGCCUGCAGCCGCCCCAUUCCUCCCCCACCCACCCCAUUCCGCCCUUUAGUGAUAUUUCAGUGAUGUCUUUACAGUAUUACAUUUCCAAGUCACUUUCAGGUUCAGUGUGGUGCAUGUCUACACAGUCGCACAAAUACUGAAUGUGCAUAAAUGGGGCGCUGCCUGCAUACCAGUUAUCAAUCCUUAACUUCCCAUGAUUCACUCAUGCCAAAAUGAUUUUUCUAUUUUAGUCUAGAGAAAAUUAUGAGGUUAAUUUUUUAGCAGUUCUUAAAAUAGACGUUGCAGCAGGAAAAUUGUAUAUCAUGAAAAUUGUACUUUGUUAUUUGUGGCUUCAGCUGUGAUGAUAUAAUUUUAGUCAUGUUUUCCAUUGAUAAUUUGUCAAUAUCUUUCGAAUGAGUGCCUGUAUAUAUUACAUAGAACUUUUUUAAUCUGUUGCUUGUAAAGUCACAUGUAGAUUAGGGAUGGGCAUAUCCUCUAAGGCUUCCCUCAGAUUGGUUCUGGAUUUCCCCAAUUCUGCCCCUAACAGAAAAACUUGUACAGAGCCAGUCUGAGUGGCUCAGACGGUUCACCUGUUCCCUUCCUUUUACUCUGCUAUCCUAUUGCCAUCCCCCUCCCCUCCCCACUGCCACUACCAUCCCUUCCAACUUGCAAAGCACUUUCUUUUCUUUACCUUCAGGUAUGGAAUGGGAAUGGCACUUUUCUAUCCUCCUGAUUCACUUAACCUCGUUUAGGACUGAAAGCAGUGUCCCUUGGUAAUUAAGGUCCUAAAGGGCUAGAGGUUGCCAGUUCUUAACAGCCACCACUUUCGGUCCUUAUGCCCUGCAAAGCACAUCAGAGUGCAUCUGUUAAGAGAUGUACAAACCAUCACCUUCAUUUCCCAUUUUAAGGUAAAGCAAAAUGAUAGGUGGGGAAUGUGCUUUGGGGGCUAGAGGAACAGUGGGGAAGGAAGCUGGGAGCCAUUUGCUAACCUGGAUAAUAAUCUUAGAAAUCAGGGAUGGAAGUCUUAAAAGCUUGCUUCUCUUUGGAGGUAAUUUUUUAAGAAUUUAAAAAAUGGUUUCCAAUUUAGACUCAGAUUCACCAUCACAACAGCUCUGAUAUGCAUCUUUAAGCAGCUAGACAAGUAUUCAUAUUUUUUUUCAGUUUUUGUUUUGCUCUUGAGAGUCCAUGGGGACCAAAAUAUUUUGGCACUCAAAACAUUUGAAUGUUAUACCUUUAAAAAUUUGGUAAAAUUUUGAUGAAAGCUGUUGUGUAAUGUGUACUGCACAGUACACAUUUGUUUAAUAAGGGUUUUUAUAAAGUUUUUUAAAAAUAGCAUUACAUUGCUGUUCAGAUCUUGGACAUAUGAUCCAAUUGCUUACAAGACACAUCAAAGGAACAGUAGCAAACCUUGUUACUCAGAUGUCUUGAGUGCUGUAACUUUAGGUACUCUUAAUCCUUAAGAGUUGGAGUUUUAUCAUAACAUUUUUAUUUGCCUUUUCAGAUUUUUGUAGCCUUUCACACCUUCAUGUCUUGUAAACCUAAAAAUAUCUGUAUAUAUGAGUGGCAUAGUUUUGCAGAUUCAUACCUAGUAAGAGGCUAUUCUAGCAAAAUAACCACCUGUCAACUGAGUGCCAUGGAUCCACUUUUUAAGCUAGCUCCUUGUUCAUACUGUGCCAUUAAAAUGGUUUGAAUGGUACUUGAUUUUUUUUAACAUGUAAAAACUUGCUUUAAACUUAAAUUACCUCUUAAAAAGACCAAGGUACAUUUACCUCAUUCUGUAUAUAAGGUUUAAUAUUUUUUCAGAACAUUCUCAAGGUUGGCAAUUACAUGUCUCUUUAAAAUAUGAGUAUUAUAUGCAUAAACCUAAAACCUUGCUGGUUCUGAUACAAAGCUCUGUGUGUGCUCUUGAAGAUCUGCUAAUGUGAGCUUUCCUGUUGGCUUCAGAGAUGGAUGUACACUCAAGGCUCUGAUGCUGGUUUUGUAGGAGCUACAUGUGCAUACUGGAGCAUCUGCAUGUUUAAACCAGCCCUGGAUCAAGCUGAUUGUAUAUUUUGUCAGAUUGCGCAUUUCUUUUUUCUUUUUCUUUUUUUUGCAAAUAUGUUCUCUGUUUUGUUGAAAUAGCACCAGCUCUUUCAGAGUUAUAUGGGUAAUGACACAUACAUUUUUACAUUUUGGAUGAUAAAUUUUGAGCAUCUGUACAAAUGUGUUACUUUUAAGCCUUACAGAAUUGUUCAUUGCCCCAUUUAUGCUUGAUAAUGUAUGUGCAGUAGAGUCUACGACAGAGGAUUGUAAAUAGUCUAAGAAUGAGUAUUGUUGUUAAGUGCUAACACUACAGUAGAAAAUAAUAAAAGCAAUUAUAGAUUUUCUUUCUUCUUA
Molecule: messenger RNA, 5772 nt
Organism: Podarcis raffonei (Aeolian wall lizard)
Lineage: Eukaryota; Metazoa; Chordata; Lepidosauria; Squamata; Lacertidae
Gene: TGFBR1
Product: transforming growth factor beta receptor 1
Exons: 10
Coding region: 15-1583 (522 amino acids)
Biological process (GO): protein phosphorylation; cellular response to growth factor stimulus; transforming growth factor beta receptor signaling pathway
Cellular component (GO): activin receptor complex; plasma membrane
Molecular function (GO): transforming growth factor beta receptor activity, type I; SMAD binding; activin receptor activity, type I
Source: RefSeq, a predicted model, not a curated record